CUGCGGCGAAGCAACCAAAAGAAGGUUACCUCUCUCUUCCACGUCUCUCCACAACCAUGCCGGCCGGCCAAGCAAUGCUCGACGCUCUGCAGCGGAAAGAGUUCUGCGACAAAAAGAAGGAGACUAGGACCAUCUUCAUCGGCCCACCUGGCGCCGGCAAGGGGACGCAGGCCCCUCCGGUGAAGGACAACUACUGCCUGUGCCACCUGGCCACCGGCGAUAUGCUCCGCGCAGCCGUCGCCGCCAAGACCGAUUUGGGGCUCAAGGCGAAGAGCAUCAUGGAGGCCGGGGAGUUGGUACCCGACGACGUGGUGGUCGGGAUCGUGAGCGAGGCCAUGGAGGCGCCCGAGUGCAAGAAGGGCUUCAUCCUGGACGGGUUCCCGCGCACAACAGCGCAGGCAGAAAAGCUUGACAACAUCCUGUCCACCAAGGGCGUGGCCAUCGACAAGGUGAUCAACCUCGCCGUCGACGACAAGGUCCUCAUCCGCCGCGUGCUCGGCAGGUGGGUCCACGCAGCCUCCGGGCGCAGCUACAACAUCUUCUCGAACCCCCCCAAGGUCGCCGGAAAGGACGACAUAACGGGCGAGCCCCUCAUGCGCCGUUCGGACGACACCGCGGAUAAGCUCCGGAGCCGGCUGAAAGCCUUCCACCAGCAGACACAGCCAGUCAUCGACUACUACGAGCGAGCUGGCAAGACCGUCAACAUCGACGCCAAGCAGGACAAGAACGUGAUCAUGGGGAUCAUCCGCAAAGCGCUCGGAAACCCCGACGCAUAAUACAAUGUCUUUUUAGUAGGAGACGGCGCAGGGGGUCUGCGGAGGGUAGGGAGGGGGGUACACAGACACUACUAACAGUUUCUUGUUCCGGCGGGCGCCAGCUAGAAAAUCCACCGCAAUCGUAAGCACUCACAGGCCCCCGGAUACAGCAGCGGUUAUGCUCGUUUUUUUUUUGAUUGGUUGUUCAGUCGUUCAAUUUUUGUAUCCCGUGGGUUUGUUCCUGUAGUGUACUGGAUGUCGCGGGAUCUUGCGGAGCGCGUUGGAGUGGAAAAGAACAUGCUCGCAGAAGGUUUUGAAAGCAUGGCCUGGCCUGGCCUGGCCUGGCCUGGCCUGGCCUGGCCUGCUGGAGUAGUACCCCGAUUUUGCGUUGGCAGGGGGCUUUGGGUGGGUGAUGAGUUGGGUUUGCCAGAACAUCAUGGCUGUCUGUUAGGAGUCUGGUGGUUUGUCGCGAUAAGUUUUGAUGGAGACCGUCAGCAGAGCGCCUUUCAUCAAGGGGGCAAUGGUGGGGGUGUUCUUGUUGUUACGCACCCCACCCUUUCUUCGGAAGGCCAUGUGAUCCUUGGCUUGGCUGUCUCGUUUUGCGAUUGGUUGUUGCUGUCGCCGCCCGUAUGGUCGAGAGCUUGCCUUCGGGACAAGAAUCGGAUACCUAGUGAUAUUAGUACUACAUGUAUGGCGAUCGCAUCUCGCCAAUUUUGGCUCUUGGGGUCUGGUUAUAUGGGCAUGGCAGAUCAGCAUACUGCUGUGACUGGGCGUAUGACCUUCAGCACGUCGUUUCUGUGCGCCCCCCCCCCCUCCCUCCCCCCAUCCAUGAGCUGCUCCUGUUCAGCGGGAGUUAUUGUAGUUGUUUUGUUUGUGUCUCCUUUCCGCUAUUUUUCUGGAGUACCGUCGCGCCUGAAUCCCAAUUUGGAUGUGUAGC
Messenger RNA from Ectocarpus siliculosus, 1692 nucleotides. The record is from the annotation of a GenBank genome assembly. NCBI's taxonomy places the organism in Eukaryota, Phaeophyceae, Ectocarpales, Ectocarpaceae.